AUGAUCAGGCAAGGACAGAUCAUAUUGGAAGAGCUCUUACAGAUGGGACCUAUGGAUAAACUUGCGAAUAUUUGUCCAAAGUGCUUUGGCCCCCCAGUUCCCGGAAAGACACCGGACGAGCCAGAUUAUAUUUUAUGCAUGGACGGAAAUUUUCAACAUCGUAGACACCUUUCAGCCAGCCAAGAACUUCAUCAAUCUCGCAAGCCUACCACGCUCUUCAUUUCUCCGGCCGAGGUUCAGGAAAUGGAAUUGAGUAUGGUAUCCAGUCAAAACACAUUGGCAGCAGAUGAAACCUUAGACCAAUGUACUGAACAACACACAGCAGCCAAUGAUACCAGGGGGGCUGCAACAUGGAAGGCUUGUGAUGACACUGGCAUCUUUGGGUUGGCAUGUCGUCAUGACCAAAUCUUGAGGCUAAUCAACAUAGUUCAAAGUGGUGAAAAUGAAGAACGCCAGGGAAACCAGUUGAUGUUUGGAACAAGUGUUUUCCACGCUUAUGUUCAUCAAUGGUCAUGUCAGCUGCAAUAUAACCCUAGGCUCAACAAUGGAUGGGGGAUGUCGGAUGGUGAAGGAAUGGAGCGGAUUUGGGCUUAUUUAUCUCCUCUGAUCAGCUCCCUAAGGUAUUCGACCAAGACUCAUAGACUUGUGGCAUUAGAUCUACGGUCUUCCCAUCACAAUGAUACUGGUAAAACAAAUUCAGUCAGAUUGCUCUUAGAUCGUGGUAAACAGGUGGAAGAAGCAAUGAAAACUGCCCUUGAAAAACUUAAGGAAAUCGAAGACAAUUUUGGUCACUCCACAGUUUACUUGGCUGACCAAUGGAUCCGACAAAGAGAGUGUCAACUAUCGGCAAUGGAGACUGAGUCUGAAAGAGAUAUGAUGAGACAAGUUGAGGAACUUGUUGAGUUGGAAGACCAACUUCGGGAUACACAGUAA
Puccinia graminis f. sp. tritici CRL 75-36-700-3 is the source of this 933-nucleotide messenger RNA. RefSeq lists its product as uncharacterized. Bases 1 to 933 code for a protein of 310 amino acids. The transcript is spliced from 4 exons. NCBI's taxonomy places the organism in Eukaryota, Fungi, Basidiomycota, Pucciniomycetes, Pucciniales, Pucciniaceae. The record is from RefSeq and is a predicted model, not a curated record.